This is a messenger RNA of Xyrichtys novacula (pearly razorfish), 24457 nucleotides long. NCBI's taxonomy places the organism in Eukaryota, Metazoa, Chordata, Actinopteri, Labriformes, Labridae. The record is from the annotation of a GenBank genome assembly.
UGAGUAAUAAAGUGAUUUAUUACAAAAUCAAGUCAAAAAAGCAGAAAAAAACAAUGAAUGUAAGGUGUGUAAAGGUGUGGCACAUCGGAGCUCCUGAUGCCAAAAGUAUCAGAGUAAAUACACAUAAGCAAAGGCUGUGCUCAUGUGUUGACUAACUGCAAAAAUAUCACAAUGGAUUUAAAAUUUCUUAUAACAUUUAUUCAUUAUUAGGAUCUUGCUUUUGACGAUCGCAUGCAAAAGUCAGACAUCUGCACGUGAGGGGUCUCCAGCAUAGCCAGCAAGGUGGCAGCAGGUAGUGAAAAAGUAUCAGGGUAUCAUGACGUGACUGAGACGUGUUGUGCCAUGAUGUGACAAGAUGUAAAGUUGCAUGACAUAAAGUUACAUGACAAAAAGUGACGUAAAGUGUUGUAUUUACGCACAGUACACCAUCCGAUCUGACCUAACCUGAACUUUGAGACAUGACCUGACUGAUCAUAUCAUGCCAUCAUUACCCUGAGACACUAGCAAAAUCUGCAAACCCACUGCCACUGUGACGUGACAUAAUGCAAACUGUGAUUGGUCUGCAGGGAUGGAUCAACAGGAUGUGCUCUGUGGAGGAGGAGGAGGAUGUAGAGGGUGGACAUUGUAAUUACUACCUUUUCCAAAGAUGAACUCUGACCUCAUCUUGGAUCCUUUUGAUUAUUUAUUUUAGUGAAAUUUUUGUAAAUGCCUAAGGAGACCCUCAGUUUUGAUAUCAGCCCCAUAACAAACAUUUAGAGAUGCUUUUCAUGCCUUGUACUCUAUCAGUUUGCCAUUUGCCCUUUUCUUUGAAUCAUGACAUCAGAUUGACAUUGAAAUAUUGCAAUAGUCGAACAUUUUCAUGCAGAUUUUUCUUCCUAAUCUCUGUGGUUUAUGCUCCUUUCUUCUUACCAGCUGGCUGACAGGUGGACAGCCCCCCCUGACAUGAGAGGAUCUGCUCCUCCCAUAAUCCUUAGCACUUUCUUCUGCAUCAGAAAAGAAAUAUGAGACUCUGUGACUGAGACCAGUGAGGAAACCACUCAGGCAGCCAAUCAGAGCGCAGCACAUCUGGAGGAAUCCGUCUGCAGCCCCAGAUGGCAGAUCUGUGGGAGACAGAAGAUGAAGGGCGAGAUGUUUGAGUCAAAAUGGCUGAAGAGAAAUAAUCUGCACAUGAAAAGGUUGACUACAUAUCAUCUCAGAGGGUUUAUUUCUAUAAAAUCAUCAUUUCUCAGCUCACCACGUUUGAAUAUGGCCAAAUGUUGAGCUUUAAAGGACUGUAUUUCCAUUUUAUUUCAUAGGAUCUAAGUUCAGUCUGUCUGCGAAGCUCCAUAUCACGGACCUGACUCAAUCAGCAGUUAUUUUGCAUGAAGCUGCAGCUCCAAAGUAUCCCCUGCUGACCCUUUAUCAGGCAGCAGAUCUGUGCCUGGAGCACCCACACAUCUAAACUAGCUGUCUGGCCUCAGUGAUGAACUCCACCACCCACAGGACACCCCACAUUCUUGAGGAAAAGAGCUUCAGAGGAGGAGAAACUCUGUAGAUUUUAAAACUCUGCUUAAAAAGAUGCUUUUACUUCACUUCAUAGAGAUUUUUUUAACACUUUAUAUUUUUUGAUAAAAGUACAAAAAGAUGUGUUUGAUGCUUUAGAAAAGAUACAUUUACAGGAUUACACAUAAUUAUCUGUUUCAUAUGUUCAAAUCAGGAGGAAAAGUCUGAUGAUGUGGAGCUUAGCAGCCAUCUUUGAUUUCCCCCGCCGCCUGUCUGGUGUUGCAGCUCGUCCACAAACAUGAGGAUGUAACUGUGCAGAAAGCGGGAGCUCUGCCAUCUUUAAAACACAUUUCAACUCACUGGCCCCUCCUCCUCUUCUCUUCUCUUUUUUUUUCUCUGCCUCUCUGUCUUUUGGGUUUGACUCAGGGAAGAGCUGAGGUGAAGUUUUCUGGUGGGAGUCCUGGUGAGGGUGGUGGGGGCUGUUGAUGGUGCAGAGGGUUGGGAAAAGCUGUUAUGUUAUUUAGGAUAGAUCAGAGAAGUGACGUGACCUUACACAUCGCCUUAUAUAGAACACACACAUACAUAUAUUUUCAUAUAUACUCAUAUAUAAAUCAUAUAUAAAUCAAGCUGCAAAUCAGAGUUUUGGAGUCCAUAAAAGAGGAUGAAAUCAUCAGAAUUAAGUUUUUGAUCACCAUGACUUGCAUGACGUAUAAAAGUGAAAUGAAAUAUCGAUCACCACUCCUUAUUCAGAAUAAAAGUACAGAUUCUUUCCGCUUAUUUUCCUUUUUUUAUUUUUUGCUCCUGUAUCAAUUCCAGUGCUUAUUGAACAUAUCCAAAUAACACAAGCAUGAAAAGCAUGUCUUAAAAGUGAACUGAGCUGCAAUAAAAGUGUAAAAGUAAUGUCCCUGAGUGCCACAAAUCUUCAAAAUUUAGAAAACGGUGACCAAAUGUACCAACGUUUGACCGAAUCAUUUUUAAUUUUUUACUGUUCCAUGAAAAUGAGCCAACCUCCUCCCUCUAAAAGGAUAGUGAGAUGGUCUUUUUACAGUUCUCAGCUGUCCAUUAGAGAUUGGCCUUGAGCUUUGAGCUCUGAACACUCUAUUCUGUUAAAAAGUGUCCGAACACUAUCACACAUAUCUGUCCUCUUACUCUUUUUAGCCGUGUGUCUGCUUGAUAUUAGUCAGUAUGAGGGCUGACAAUUGUUGGAGUGGUAGUAGGGGAGAUGACAUGUCUGGUCAUGUGGGCAGGUAAGAGUGCUCAGAGAGAGGGGGGGGGGGGGGGGGGAUAGAGAGAGAGAAGCUGAAACUGGAUCUCUGCUUCACACCUGUCUUUUGUCAGUCUGAAGCUUCAGCAAUGUGUGUUGUAUGUGAAGCACUGCAUUCCACUGGUUAUGAUGAGUGAAGGUAGUAAAGUUGUGUCCCUUAAACCUUUAAUAGUAAAAAGAAAUUGGGUAUGUAGCAUAGAAGAGACGUGGUUAGGUUCCAGAUUUAGGGAGAACUAGUACACAUAUUAAGUUUAUUUUUUCAGAGGGUGGGUUUUGUUUUGGGGUGCUUGGUGCAUGUGGUUGGCAUUUGUGUGGAAUUAAUGCCAUGACACAGAACCAGGUAAGUUGCAUGAGCGGUAUUAGUCGUACUGUACUCUAAAAUAUAAAGAGAAGUUGUCAAUAAGAUGCCUUAAAAAGAGAAAAGAUCCCUAACACUAGUAAAUAGUUCGCGGAAAUCCACGCGUAAAACGGCGCACUAAAGCUCAAAUCCAGCAGCAACAGAAAUCGUCCUACACUUUUUCUACAAAUUAUGGUUCCCCGUAAAAAUCCACAGCAGCGGCGCAAACUUUGGCCCUGUAGGUGCCAGUCGAUGCCCACCGACGUUCUCCAAAAUGCGCAUUUUACGCACAAACUGCGCGUAAAGGUAAAUGCCAGGCGCCCGUGUCCCUGCACUAACAUUUCGGAUUCACUGCGACCCGUAAAAGAAGGGGAAAAAACGUAGGCCUUCUUCUCCCUUUUAAACCUCGACGCUGUCCACGUCCUCAAAAAGAAUGGAUCUAAUUAAAACGUUGCACUCGUCAUCAUCGCCAAAGCUUUGCCAAACGCUUUCUGGUGGAGAGGAGGCUGGGAGAUGCAGCACCACAUGACUGAGUAUGAGCUGGAGAGGGAUGGGAGUCAGAUUGGGUUUCUCUGCUCUGAUUGGCUAGGGGGCUGACUUUUGACACGCAGACCAGGGACCCUCCUGCCGUAUAAAUAGGCCUGAUAGAACUUUAUUAUUCUAGCAUCACGGCAGCAGGUUUGUGCUCAGUUUGGAGUUACUCUUGUCACCACAACUGUAUGCCUGCUUGAAGGUGGUUUAAAAAACAGGGGCUCAGCAGCACAAGGAGUCUGCAUGUCUGUGUAGACAUGCUCAGCUUUGUGGAUACCCGGAUUCUGUUGCUGCUUGCAGUAACUUCAUUACUAGCAUCAUGCCAAUGUAAGUUUGAAUAUCUGCUCUUUUUCUGUGAUGGAUAUUUUUUUUCUUUCUCGGGUCUCACUGCUUUGAGGAUCUUGCACUUGGCUUUUGUUUUGGACGUACAUCAAGGUCAACCAGAAGACAGCUCAAAGCAAGGCUGAAUUUAUCUCAACGGAUUGAGCUCGUGCAGAGGAUUCUUCACUUUUUCCAAGGAUACAAUUAUUAUGAGAGAGGGAGAAGUUGCGCAGCAGAAAAAAGUUUUCUCACUUUGAAAAAGACCUCUAAAGUAGUCAGUUUAGAGUCUGUCUUACACUUUAAAUGCAUGUGGGGCUCUUAAAAUAGGUUUAAUGUGGAUUUCUUUUAGACAAAGGAUGAAAAACUAAGUGGGGCGUUGUACAGAUUGUUCCAUCCAGACGUCCAGGGCAUGAGGCUUUCUCAUAGGAAACAGUAAUGUCUCCCCCUGGUGGUCGGGUUCAGGCUCAGCUUGGCAUCAGUUAGACUUUCCCCACUUUGAAGAGAAACAUCUGUUCAUCUAAUCUAAACCACAAAUAAAAACUAGUGCUCAGUUAUUUCAGUAUUUUCACAUUUCUUUAAAGUAGAUAUCCCUUUAAAAAUUUAGCUGGAUUUUUCGUGACGGUUUUUGCUUGAUUCGUCAAAAUCUCGAUCACAAAACGAUUUUAAAAUAAGCUUUUUAAAUUACCAGACAAGUUGAAGCUUGUGAGCAACUUUUUUCACCAUUAUAAGUGCAUUAAUUCAAGAAAGAAAUUAGUCUCACAUCACUUUGAAUGCUCAAGUGCGCCACCUUGUGGUCCAUUUUGGACACCAGGGUUUUUAGAGUUCAUGGAGAGGUCCCAGCUGUGCCAAACCCAGCUGUGUCCAGCUCUGAGGCCCACAUCUGCAACACAAAAAAACACUGAAAUCAGACAUUUAUAUAAGAGACAGUCAUUAGAUUAUGAGAUUUUUACAAUAAUUUCUCAAUUUAAAUAAGCAGAAUUUGGUUUAAUUUAACUUAAAUCAUGAAAUGUAAACUUUAAAUCAGAUCAUUGUUCCAAUAAUACAGCAGAGAAUACACUUUAAAUAAUAACAGAUGUCAUGCACAUGUUUUCAAAUACAUUGUAGGUCUAAGCUUGUUUGCAGAAGCAGGCCAAAUAUUCCUGUCCCAAGGGCAUGACGUACCUGCACAGGCCUGUUAGCAGCCUGAUCCUCUUCAUAUGGAAUGCUAUUGAACACUUAGAUUCACAUUCUUCUCUGGGUUAGACAGUUUGGAGAUGUUAAACGCGUAAAAAUAACCCAUAGCUACACUUUUGGACUUGAUUCAUGAUUCGCAUAAUUGUGAGCAGAUUGUCAGCACAUAAAAAACACAGGAGGCUGAUGGUUCAGGCAUGACAGGAGCAUAUAUGACUGUUUUGACUUCAAGCGCCGUUAAUGGUGUGAGGCCUAAAGUUUUGGACAUAAGAACAGUCAGAAAAAAAUCAAGUUUCCUCUUUUUUAAGGUAGAUUACUUAAACGUGGAUUAGUGUGUUUAAAUAUCCCAAAUGAAGUCUUGUUUGUGCGUGGUGAAGAUACUCCUCUCCUAGACCGUUAAAGUGAAUCAACUUUUCCACCCUCAGGGAAAUACAGUUAUUUUUACAUGAACUACAGUGAGCUGUUAAGACCUGAAUCCAAAUGAGCACAGAGACAUAGACUGACAUUGUUUCUUUCACAGCUGACUGUAUUUUUCUGUUACUGUUUAUCAUGUUCUAAUGAAGUAUCCCCUCUUCUCUCCCGACCCUCCUCUUCUCCCCUCUUCCUCCUCUUCAUCUCUCCAACACCACAACACCACAGCGGUUAGUACACAUGCAUGAAAUCAUUUUAAGAUAGCUUUACCUUUGUCACUUUGUCUUUUUCAUCCAAAUACUCCACAAGCAGACGCCUCUCUCCGGUCGGUCUUUACCUUUUCAGGCAAUCUCUUUAAUGGCAGAGUAUUUCAUGCAGGAAUUUCUCCCUUCCUGUCUAUGAAUAGGUGAGGGUCCCAUUGGCUAAAGUUUGUGUCAAUGAAAGGUAAAACCACAGCUCUGAGGCACCCAUGGGGCCUGGUACAAAGGAUCCUUUCUGAGGGGCAGAGGGAGGUUUGCCCCUAACAGCUGGCUCUGGGUCAGUUCAGAGUCUUCCUCUGCUGCUUGAUGCAGAUGAGAUUUAGGAGGCAAGGUUAUGAAAGCUGAUCUCAAACCUGUUUGAAGAAGGUGAGAUCUUAAGCUCUGAUUAAAAAUUUGUGUGGACUUGAGGUAAACGAACCCUGAUUGAGUUUGCUUUCAUAAAUCUGCUCAUUAGUGAGAUUGCCUAAAGUUAAAAACCUAUCUGGUGUUUACAGCAAAUGUGGGUCUAGUGCUUUUGCAGAACCUUUAAUGUCCCAUAGACUUGUUGAGCAUCAGAUUGUUGAGUUUUGUUUUGGUAACGCUUUAAUAACUUACUCAUGUAAGCAUCUCUGCGCAGAAGAUAGUGCCUUGUAUCAGAUGCACAUCACUCUGUUGUAUUUUUAUUAAAUCUUACACCUGCAUGAGCAUGUUUUACUUAUCCUUUUGGAAGCUUAGACCACUUAUCAAAGUGCUUAGCAAAGAAUAAUGAAUGUUUGAAAAAAGCCUGAAAAGACUGAAUAAAUAAAUCUUACAUUUAUUUAUCUUCUUUUCUAUUCAGGGAAGGGUCAAGGUGAGCACAUGAUGUUGUUCUUGUGUGUCAUUUUGCACCUACAGUGGCAUAUUAAGAGUAGUUUAGAUAAGAAGAAGAAGAAGCCACAGAGCAUCUGUAUAAAGUGUAUUAUAAUCACUGAAAUGUGUUUUGACUUGCUUGUGCUCUUACUGUAAGGGUCAAGUUUGUUUACAUUCACAUUUGACUGAUUUAAACAUACACCAGAUUGUUUGGAUAUGAGCCAUAUCUAGUUUUAGUUUAGUGUUGCAUAGAUUAGAGGCAGUGGCAUGCUUUAUGAGAGGAAUAUGUUGGAGCUGACGUGUUGUUACAGCAGACGUCUGCUCUGUAUUUUGGUCUGACUGCCUGGUUUUUCUGCUGUAGGGCCUCAGAGGAGACAAAGGACCUCGAGGUGACAGGGUAAGCUAAAGUGAAACUCUAAUGCCUCCUAUUGAACAGAAGUGUCUGGAUAUGUUUUUGAUGCACCUUGAGGCUCAAAAAUUUUUGACCCAUUUUUUAGGUCUGCGAUUGUUGGUGUCGCUUGACCUCCUAACCCCUUUAGGCCCCGCCUCUUUGUUUACAUAGCCUAUAGGCCUUUUAAUUUGUUAAUGGACGUAAAAUAAUAGGUCCUUUUUGAAACUUAAGACUCACUGUAUUUCAUGUUUAUCCAUCCUUGUGAAAUAAAUCAUGGAUAAACAACAUUUUAAAACUUAAAUUGUGUUUAUAACUUAUUCUUCAACUUAUUCUUCUUAUUAAUCAAAUCCUGAUUAGGAUUUGGUGCAACUGGUGCAACAGAGAUUUAUCCAUCGAAUAGAAUUUAAGUUUAUCUAUGAAUACCUUCCUCCAUAAAGCUUCCUGUUAGUACUUUCCACUCAGUAACAGAGUUUACUCACUUCAUCUUUUGUGCUUUUUUUUUCUUUAACAGGGUCCUCAGGGCCCCAAUGGAAGAGACGGAAAACCUGGACUCCCUGGCCCCGCUGGUCCCCCUGGUCCCCCUGGACUUGGAGGAGUAAGUUCACUGUUUUGAUGCACUUAAAAGUCUCCCUGGUGUUUUAUAAUGUGUAAAAACUCUGCAAAAAUAAAUAUACACAAAGAUGACCUAAGUUCACAUAAAAAUAGCAAUAUUUUGCUAAUCAUGUCAUGACCCAGUGACCUUUGACCUAGCAUUUGUCCCCAGAGCCACCUGAUACACAGCAAUGGUUACUGUUAGUGCUAAUCUCUAAACAUCCUUAAAAACACUGAAUGCUGGAUUGUAUUUCAUAAUUUAUCAAUUUUAAACCGUAUUUCUGUAAAAAUCAGUUUGUUCCAUAAGAGAUGUGCAGACAACUCUGACCUCAGCUGACUGUUUUCCUCUAUUGUUUGGUGCUCUGGUCAUUUAGAAGUUCUUGUACAUAACCCCAGUUUCUUGUGUCCCUAACUUGUCUUUUUUCUCCCUAACAGAACUUUGCUGCUCAGUAUGAGGGUGCAAAAGCCCCCGAUCCCGGCCCUGGACCCAUGGUAAGGAAGCAUCCUGACCCACACAAAAAUGAUGAGUCAACUAGCACUGAUUCAUUUGUCUUCAUGACUAAUUAUCUUGUUUUUCUUUUCAGGGUAUGAUGGGCGCCAGAGGCCCUCCCGGACCUCCUGGACCCCCUGUAAGUUACUGAAAAGAUCCAUUAACCAUGUUGAUUACCUCAGAAUACAUAAACUUGUGUUUCCAGGCUGUUCAAAUGUAGACUUACCUUUGUGCCUCGCAUUGAUCCACAGGGAGCUCAAGGACACACCGGACACGCUGGUGAGCCUGGAGAGCCCGGACAGACUGUAAGAUCAUCCCACAAAAUAUUCAAAUGAUCCACUUAAAGUACAGCUUGAGGUAUCUCACCCAAAGCACGAGUCCCCUCUGAGAUUUACACUGUCUGUUUUCUCUCCCAAGGGCCCCGUUGGUGCUCGUGGCCCCCCUGGACCCCCUGGCAAAUCUGGUGAUGAUGUAAGUAAAUAAGUGUUUUCAGAACCACUUUUCACUCUGACUUUUUGAAAAACUUCAGAAAACUUCUUCAAAACGUCAGAGGACUAUGCUAACAUGUGUUGUGCUGACUUACAGGGUAACAACGGCAGACCCGGCAAGCCUGGUGACAGAGGCGCCCCUGGCCCACAGGUAAGAGAGAUACUCUGCAAAACCCAGAGAACAAAACAGAAGCAUACACAGACUUCUGAAGUGUAAAUAAAGGGUGUGUCUGAGUAAUGUCUUCCUUUGUUUUGACUUGCAGGGUGCUCGUGGAUUCCCCGGAACCCCUGGACUUCCAGGAAUGAAGGGACACAGAGUGAGUGUGGAUCUUCACUUUUACAAAAACCAAACCCAGCAUUCAGCUUAAACCUACUUUUGGCUGGGGAAAAGUAGCCAAAAAUUCUCCAAAAAUAUGCAUGUAGAUGUUUUGGAGUAAUGCAAGCAAUGCUAGCAGUGAUAUUGGAGAUGAAGGCCUCUCACCUGCGGCCCAAAACUAGACAUAAAAAGGGGCUGUUUUGAGGUACAACUCCACAGGUGGAACAUCAUUUGUAAGGUCUAAUAUAAACCACGGGAAAAUGUUGCUCUUCUAGUAAAAACAGCUUAAAAAGUGGAUGUCACACCCAAAGAUUUGAGGUGUUUGCAUCGUUCCAUUGAUAAUCUUCUUUAUCUCACAAGGACCUUGAGAAUUAGUCUCCUCUUUUCCCCCUUGUCUUUUUCUGAUUGUGCUGAAAGUAUCCUAUUCUAGUAGCAAUGAAAGAUUAAUGUAAAGAUACUCAACCUUGUCUUUGUUUCCACAUUGCAGGGUUACACUGGUCUGGAUGGACGCAAGGGAGAGCCUGGUGCUGCUGGAGCUAAGGUAAAAGGAGCACCUAGCCGAAUCUUUUAAUUUGAAUUUGAAUCUUGACAUUAGCCACAUGAUAACAGAUGAGUAAAAUACAACUAGUUUAUUCUACUUGACCUUAAAUCCUAACAGCUAACCUUCUCCUGUCUCUAUUAUAGGGUGAGCCUGGUGCACAUGGAGCUUCUGGAAGUCCUGGACUCGCUGUAAGUUUUUUAUGGAGUUGAUUGAUGCACAAAGCCUUGGCAACGCGAUCAAACGUCACUCAUACUACCUAUUGAAACUCCUGCUGAAAAUCCACCCUACACUUUGCUGUCAUGCACAGCAUUGUGGUUGUUGUUUCAUUAUAUUCUAGGUCAUGAUUUAUAAUACCAUGCUCUUCAUCACCUCUGUUUUUUUUGUGUGCUCUCCCUGCAGGGAUCUCGUGGUCUGGCUGGUGAGAGAGGUCGUGCCGGCCCUGCUGGUCCCGCUGGUGCUCGUGGUGCUGAUGGCAAUGUUGGUCCCGCCGGCGCUGCUGUGAGUACUGGCCCUUUAAAAAAGAAAAUUACGUUGGAAAGAAUUGAAAUGAAAAAAGAAGAUCUCAUCACAAAAAACAUUGUUAUUCCUUCUUACUGCGCAGAUAAUGAUGUGUUGAAUGCUAGAAAUAAAGCUGUACUGCUGCAGUAGACGCACCACUAUAUGGGAAACAAUAUUUCAGACUUUGACCUCGAUAUGAACUUUGACCCUCAUGAGUCCUAAUGUCAUAUUUUCCCUCCUACCCAGGGUCCCCUCGGUGCUGCUGGUCCCCCAGGUUUCCCCGGUGGCCCUGGCCCCAAGGUAAGUGUGAUGCCAUCUCCUGACUGAUGUUAUCAUGUCCUCCUGGAGAGGUUCAUGUGCAGGGUCUCUGAAGGAGCAAAUAGAGUUCAGUCCAGUAGUUUUCUUUUUUUUUUUUUUUUUUUUUUUUCUGGUGUAUCCCAAACCUCAGAGACUAUUCCAAUUAUUUUUAUAUCUAAAGGAUCUCAUAAAACAAACACUCAAAUUCAAACCCAAAACAUCCUCAUGACCCAUUCUGCACUCUUAAGGACAUCAUCAAUGUGAAAGUUAUAAAUAAACAGAAACUGAUUUUAAUGUUGAUGUCAUUGUUUAAUCAAAAAUAUCUUUUUUGUCUUUGAUAGGGAGAGAUUGGACCUGCUGGAGCUACUGGCCCUUCCGGACCUCAGGGAGCUAGAGGAGAGCCCGGUCCCAAUGGUGCUGGUGGCCCAGUUGGCCCCCCUGUAAGUAUAUGAAACACUUGCCUGUACCAGAAAAUUAAGGAGCUUUUCUUUGAUGUCAGUCCUAAAUUUGAUCUUGAUUAUUUCAGUCAAAUUAUUCUUUAAGUCACAGUGGGGAGUUUUAAGCAGUAGUGAUACAGUUUGAAAUGAAUAGUUGUCAUUCUUGAUGGACUAAGAAGUAAACAAUGCAACCCUUGGUUUGUAAAAGACAUGAUCAACAGAGAGAUAAGAAAUUGAUCUUUGUCUAUAUGGGGCCAAACCAACAGUUCUUCACAGGAGCUUUAAACUCUGCUGUUAGAGAUAUAGAGAUGUUGGUGUUAUUUCAAAAUGAAAGUCAACAAUGAACUAUGGUUAUACUUAAAUUUAGCGAGUUGUAUUACAACACUGUAUUGGUGAAUAUGUGUUGUCAAAUGUGUUUUGUUGUUGUUGUUUUUUUUACCAUAUUGUAUCGGUGUCCAUAGGGUCGUUUGGUUUUCUGUGUAUUCAUUUACACAGUAAAUGUGAAGACCCAGCACUCAUACACUCACUUACUGUCAUCAGGCUGCUUAUGUUGAAUAUUUCAGAGCAUGGACCUAGUAACAGCUGCAGACCAGCUUGAUUUUUUUUUUGGAAGUAUUUCUUUAAUUUCUUGUCUUCUCUUCAUAGGGUAACCCUGGUGCUAACGGUCUGAACGGAGCCAAGGGAGCUGCUGUAAGUACUCAAGUUAUGCCAUCACGGUUAGCUCAGGUCAAAGGUCAGUCAGUGUGACAUUAAUACCCUGAGAGGAUACUUAAAUAAGGCCGACUUCAAGCUGCACUCAUUACAAUAGUGGUUUUCGUUUUGACUCAGACUGCUAAUCUAUUAGUUUUGAAUCAGACUUCAGAUCGAUUAACUUUGACUCAGACUUCGGAGCUAUGAGUUUUGAAUCAGACUGCAGAUCUAUUAACUGUGAUUCAGAAUUAAGAUCUAUUAGCCUUGACUUAGAAUAUAGAUCUAUUAGCCUUGACUUAGAAUAUAGAUCUAUUAGCCUUGACUUAGAAUAUAGAUCUAUUAGCUUUGACUCAGACUGCAGAUCGAUCAGCUUUGACUCAGACCUCAGAUUAUUUGGAUUAUUAUCAUUUACAUCAAAAGCGAAACAAUAAUAAUCAGACAGAUUAGUCAAAGACAGUGUUUGUGUUCAGACUUUAAGGCGUUCACGAUGCUCACCUGUCCAUUACAUCUGUCUUUUAGGGUGCUCCUGGUGUUGCUGGAGCUCCUGGCUUCCCUGGACCAAGAGGAGGACCCGGACCCCAGGGUCCUCAGGGUGCUGCUGGACAGAGAGGUCUCUCUGUAAGGACAAAACACACAAAAAAAUAUUCUUAAUCAUUCACACCCAUCAAUGGUUCUGCAAUCUCUGAAUCGUCUUGUUUUUGGUUUUAGGGAGAUCCUGGUGUUCAGGGUAUCAAGGGAGAUGGUGGUCCUAAAGGAGAGCCUGUAAGUUCACAAUCCCACCAUUGUGUUUAGUCCAAAUUUUCACUUAACCUUAAUGUACACUGUUUGAGGCUGAUGCGUCAAAACUUUUCUGUUACCCCCUUCAGGGUAAUUCUGGACCUCCUGGACCCCCAGGACCUCAGGGUGAGGAGGGCAAGAGAGGACCCACUGGUGAGCUUGGUGCCACUGGACCUGCUGGUCUUCGUGGAGCUAGAGUGAGUACCAGGAGCCGCAUUGUACCCUGACAAAUCUGCAUCCUGAGGUUUUGACACUUGGUCACCUGCUUGUUCUAUGUGUCUCCUUAGGGUGCUGCCGGUAGCCGUGGUAUGCCUGGAUCUGAGGGAAGAACUGGACCCAUUGUAAGUAAACCGCAGACACAUGGACACACCAAAAACAUGCAGCUUCAUAUGGUGGAAGUUUCACUUUGUGUGUUUCUUCAUAGGGUAUGCCUGGUGCUCGUGGUGCCACUGGUGCUGGUGGACCACGUGGACCCCCUGGAGAUGCUGGUCGUGCUGGUGAGCCUGGACCAGCUGGUCUCAGGGUGAGCAUUUUGCUACAAGAUUGGGAUAUCUCAAUAAGACCAACAGAAUCAUUGGAGUUGUUGAUUAUUGAACCCAAGAGUCUUAUCUAAGGAAAAACUACUGAGAGGUCAGCUACAGCUCAGAUGACAGAUCCCAAAUACAACUUAAUGAUCAGUGUCUUUCCCACAGGGUCUCCCAGGAAGCCCCGGAAGCUCUGGACCCCCAGGAAAGGAGGGACCUGCUGUGAGUACAACUUAAAUUUUACACUGAAUGAGAAUCAACUAUCGGUGUUCCUCCCAAUUUUUCAUUUACUGACAUAAGAAGUGCCACCAGCAUGACUUCCUAUUAUUUCCUAUGUCCUCCCUUAGGGUCCCGCUGGAAUUGAUGGCCGCACCGGACCUCCCGGCCCAACUGGACCUAGAGGCCAGCCUGGAAACAUUGGCUUCCCCGGACCCAAGGGAUCUUCUGUACGUAUAAAUAAAGAGCUAAUGCAGUGAAAAAUUAGCAUCUGAAGCUAAAACCUAUUUUUAUGUCAUAACCUGGACUAAACUGACCUUGAACUUCCUUCAGGGUGAGGCUGGCAAGCCAGGAGAGAAGGGAUCUGCUGGCCCCACUGGUCUGAGAGUAAGUGUGGAUAAUACCUAACCUUUACCUGAGGUUUGUUUGUUGGUUUGUUGUCAUUUUUAAAACAUGCUAACAUGUUGCUGCGUUUGCAUUUAGGGACCUCCUGGGCCUGAUGGAAACAAUGGAGCUUCUGGAGCUUCUGGACCUGCUGUGAGUACCCUACUGUCCUAAUAUCCACAUGAUUUCUUUGCUGAAGCUGGAUUUGAGCUGUUUUUUAACACUUCUGCUCUCUUUCUCUCCUUGCAGGGUGGCCCCGGAGAGAAGGGAGAGCAGGGACCUUCUGGAGCCCCUGGCUUCCAGGUUUGGAUCCAUUAUUUGACUCUUAAAAUGAACCAACAUCAUAUUUUAGUUCAUAUAAUAACCUUAACCCUAGGACACUAUCACUAAAAUCAAUAACACCAUCACUAUCGCCGGGUGAUUUUUACCCGAAAUAAUACACCCAACAAAAACUACUUGUCAUCAAAAUAGGACAAAACAUGACAAAUUAAAGUAGUUUUCUUUUAUUUUUAACUGUGAAAUGUCCAAAGGGAGGGAAAAAAGUGCCAUGAGGGACCAUAUAAAAAAUAUGGCAGAUUUUGAGUGAGUAAAAAUGACUAAAAUAUUUCUUAUCACAUAUGAAUUCCCCUUAAAAUCACUACUUUGUGAUAGUUAUUUAUAACCACUGCGCUAAAUAAAGAUACUAUGCAAAUUCCAGGACCACUCUUACUGACCUUAUUUGCCUACAUGCAGCUAUCAAAUCCACCCAAACCUACUUACCCUCUAUCACUAUUGCCAGGUGAAAAUCACCAGAACACGUCCCUGUAGGAAAAAGCAGGUUUUGGAUCAGGGAAACAAAUCUGCCUUCAAAGAUGUCAAAGGCAAUGCUGAAGCUACCCAGUGACCCAUGAUACUCAGACAAACGCAACAUAAUGAAAAUCACGUAAACAUAUUUGGUCGGGUGAGAAUAAACCGCCGAUAGUGUUCUAGGGUUAAGGGCUGCAAUUGUUGAUUGUUAGGAUUGGAUACUCUGACCUACUGAUCACUAAUUCUAUUUUGAAAUGACUUGAAAUGUUUUUCACGUGUUUAUUUAAAGAUUCUAUUUUUUAUCACUGCUGGUUCUGAUGUUGUGCUCUGACAUUUUCAGGGUCUGCCCGGCCCCGCUGGAGCUGCUGGAGAGGCUGGCAAGCCCGGAGAGAGAGUAAGAAGCGAAAAAACUCUCAUCAGAACAUCAUAACAGAACAUGGACACAGUACAUAUAAGCAGUGCACCUCUAACCAAACAUGUAUGUCUGUAGGGUAUCCCAGGAGACCAGGGAGUUGCUGGACCUGCUGGUGCAAAGGUGAGUCGGUCAGCAGCCAUGUGUUAUCACUCGAAGUAGUCGGCAGUCUUUUGUAUUUAAAACAUACAUGAUAAGAGACACUCACGGGCUCUGCGUGUUCCUUCAGGGAGAGCGUGGAAACCCUGGUGCUGCUGGAUCUACCGGACCUCAGGGAAACAUGGGACCCCGUGGACCUGCUGGACCUCCUGGAGCUGAUGGUGGCAAGGUAAGAUGAUUGCAAUGGGAAAUUCAGCACUAAAUGAAGUUUACAGUUCACUGAUAUAUUAGAUCAGUGCUGGAAUCGUGACAGAUGAGGAGUUUUGGGGCUCUUUUGGGUGUUAUUAGAAGAAAGUGUACAGUAGAAUUUUGUAUUUGAGAUAUACAGGUAUAUGUGUUCAGGCAAAAACUAACCCAUAACAUGUCCUGUGUGCUCAUAGGGAGAGCCUGGUCCCGCUGGAGCUGCUGGUGCCCCUGGACAUCAGGGACCUGGUGGUAUGCCUGGUGAGCGUGGAACUGCUGGAGCUGCUGGAGGCAAGGGAGAGAAGGUGAGAUAUAAAGAAACACAACCAGCGUGUCAAACAAGCUGAAAGUAUCCUUGUUUUGUUCUGAGCAUCUCUUCUCUGUCAUUCACUUUGCACCCUUACCUAUAACCCCCCCCCCUUCUCUCCUCAUAGGGAGAGCCUGGACACAGAGGACCUGACGGCAAUGCUGGAAGAGAUGGUGCCCGUGUAAGUAAAACUCUCUGGUAAUAAAAGAACUGCAACAGCUGGCUGUGUAAACCAGGUCUGAGUCCCUUCUUUUCUCUUUUUAGGGUCUGGCUGGUCCUGCUGGACCCCCUGGACCCACAGGAGCUAAUGGUGAUAAGGUAUGUAGCUGAUGCGUGGAUAAUUUUUUAACUUAAAAACAAUCAUGAAAAUCGUAAGGACGUGGAUUUUAGGGUGGAAACUGUAACAUAGAUUAAUUGUAGUUAUGACACUUUGUUAAAACUUAAACAUAAUAAAAUUCAAAAUGGCCGACAUACUCUUAUAUGAGUGAACUGCAAUAGGAAGUCGUUUUCUGGUAAAACCAACCCCAGACACGAUACGAUGAAAAAGCUAACUCAUUGUAUUUUUUUCAGAUGUUUACUGACCUGAGAAAGAGUUUGGGUUGAUAGGUCAAGUGUUUGGGUUGAUAGGUCAAGUGUUUGAACAUACCUGAACCCAGAACCUCAACAUCGCCAUCCGAUGGUUGUUUGAUAAUACUACAACAAUGGCUUUACUGCGACAUAUUAAAAUAAAUGAUAGCAUUGGUUAAAGACCAUAAAUACAGCAAACAAAGAAUGCUUUAACAGUGAACUACUUAAUAAAAAAGUUUUCUUUAGUAAAAUUAAUAAUUAUAAUUAAAAAUGAAAAUAAUAUUAAUAAUUGUUUUUAUGUUGUUCCUGUACUGUUCCUGUCCACUGUACACAGACUUGUGAAUUAAUAAAUGGAUGUUACAAUGCCAUGCAAAUGAAACACUCACUAUUCUCCCCUGCAGGGUGAGAGCGGUAGCUUUGGACCCUCUGGACCUGCUGGAGCCCGUGGACCCUCUGUAAGUACCUGCGGCUGGCUUCCUUUAUACUGAAACUAAAUCCCCUGCAUUUUUAAAAAUCAGAUUGAAGCUGUGAGAUGAAGGGCAGCUUUUAUGUUUGACCUUUUCUGACCAACUUUUAAUCGUCCACAGGGAGAGCGUGGAGAGGUUGGACCUGCUGGCGCUCCUGGAUUUGCUGGACCCCCUGUAAGACACUCACUUAUCAGGACUCAAUGACAGUACACUAUAUGUCAAAGCAGCAGCUCAGAAAUUGACCCCACCUUGUUUCACUUCCUCCCAUUCAGGGUGCUGACGGUGCACCUGGAGCCAAGGGAGAGCGUGGACCUGCUGGAGGAAAGGGAGAAGUUGGCCCUGCUGGACCCGCUGGACCUUCUGGACAGUCUGGACCUGCUGUCAGUACCACAUACACAAAAAUGACGCAUAUUUGUAUCCAAAUCUGAAGUAUUUAUACUCAUAUUACAUACAGAUAUACGGCAUGUGUCUGAUUUCUUCUUAUGCAUUCAGGGUCCAAGUGGACCUUCUGGACCUGCUGGAGCUCGUGGAGAUACUGGCCCUGCUGUGAGUACUGGAAAACAAAAUAUAUUUAAUUCACUUUAUAUGUCUAUAAACAUAUAGGAACCAUAAAAACAUCACAUCUGCUCAGAUUUAAGACCUGCUACACAAACAUAACAAUACAUUUAAUGCUAUAAAGAGGUUUUCUGUCCUGUUGCGGGGAUAAACAAGAUCCAAGCAUCACAUUACAGCCACAGGGUCAUCAUUUGGAAAUGUUCAGAUUAUGAUAUUGUGUUUAUCUUGAUUAAAAUCAACCCUCUCUGCUCCCACGACCACAAAACGAAACAAUCAUGCCUUAAACAUGAACUUAAACUCAUAGUUUUUCACCAACUGCUAAUAUUUCACCGUGUGUAACCCGUGACUGUGUGUCUCCAAUUUCAGGGUCUCACUGGUUUCCCUGGUGCUGCUGGCAGAGUUGGCGCUGCUGGUCCCGCUGUGAGUACCAAUUACAUACACACACUUGCACAAAUACUCACACAUUUUUGAGCUUAACCCACUUCUCCUCAUACUCCCUCAGGGUAUUGUUGGUCCUCCUGGCCCCGCUGGCCCUGCUGGUAAGGAUGGUCCUCGUGGUCCCCGUGGAGAUUCUGGUCCUGCCGGUCCUCCUGGAGAGCAGGGUAUGGUUGGACCCCCAGGUCCAUCUGGAGAGAAGGGACCCUCUGGAGAGUCUGGCCCCGCUGUAAGUCAUACAUCUGUUUUUUUUUAGACCUUUAAAUGGUUUGGUUGGUCCUGUUGUAUGAACUGAUUUAUCUGAGCUUAUAUAGGCAUGGUUCCUAUAUUAAUCUCUAUGCAUCAAUAUGUGUUAUUUCUGUCUGUUUAGGGUCCUCCUGGUCCUCCUGGAACUAGUGGUCCUCUUGGUCUUCAAGGAUUCGUCGGUCUGCCCGGUGCUAGAGGAGACCGUGGUUCCCCUGGUGGUGCUGGUGCUCUUGUAAGUACAGACUAUAGUAACACAGAGCAAACACAACUUUCAGAAAUAGAAACAGUUGUCCAGUGAAGCUGUGGACUGAACUUGACUCUGAGAUUUCUCUGCUUCAUCACACAGGGUGAGCCCGGUAGAGUUGGACCAGCUGGUGCUCCUGGUGCCCGUGGUCCCCCCGGAAACAUUGGUCUGCCUGGUAUGACCGGACCUCAGGGAGAGGCUGGACGUGAGGUAAGGACUAAACAAGCAGAUUAAUGCACUGAGCUCUUGAUGUUGAGCUGUUUCAAAGUCUUCUUAGCAUCUAAAGCCAACUGAAAUAAGAUCUUCAUGUAACGAUCAACUUACAUGUUAAAGCUGUGAUGUUAUCUGACACAUUUAGGGUAACCCUGGUAACGAUGGACCCCCUGGUCGCCCUGGAGCUCCUGGAUUCAAGGUAAACCUCUUUCUUACACCUUAAACCAUGUUUGUAUUCAGAAUACAUGCACAUGAACUUUGCUCUGACUGUGAUCUUCUCCCUGUUUUCACCACAUCCAGGGAGACCGUGGUGAGCCCGGACCCGCUGGUUCCAUGGGACUUUCUGGUGCCCCCGGACCUGCAGGACCCACUGGUGCUGCUGGCAGACCUGGAAACCGUGGAGAGUCUGUACGUGUUAACAGCAACCUCCUCCUCAUCAUAACUUAAUCACCCUGUCCGGGAGCUUCAUCCACAGAUGUCUGCUUUCAUCACUCAUGGAUCACUCUGUUCUUGUCUUUCUUUUUCUGUAGGGCCCCGGAGGACCCGCUGGACCUGUUGGUGCCGCUGGAGCUAGAGGUGCCGCUGUAAGUACAAACAGCCCAUAGAAAAUAACCACUUAAAAGGGAAUGUGUCAAUCAUCCUCGUCUGGUAGAAAAUUGUAUUCUCCUCAGAUUAUAAGAUGUUGUGUGUGUCUGUGCGUGUUACAGGGACCUGCUGGACCCCGUGGUGAGAAGGGAGUUGCUGGAGAGAAGGGAGAUAGAGGCAUGAAGGGUCUGCGUGGACACCCUGGUCUCCAGGGAAUGCCUGGACCUUCUGUGAGUGACAGAACUCAAAAAUACACAAACGCACAAUGCGCUUGUUUUGACAAGGCACACAGUGAAAUCUAAAUGCAUCACAGAGUAGCAGGAUUAGCACCGUGAUGCAAAUACUGUACAAGCAUGCCAGGGCUCAAUAAUAAUCACUAUGAUGUACUUGUCUCCCCUCAGGGACCUUCUGGUGACACCGGACCUGCUGGAGCCAAUGGACCUGCUGGACCCAGAGUGAGUAGAGUUUAUACAUUUGUGUUGAAAAAGCUGGCAUGUCUUCAAUCAAAAAACCUCCUCAUAAGUCAGCAAUGAGCAGAGCUGUUUGAGGUAAGGUGUGCGUGUACACAUUUCUGUACGGCCAUUCUUCCUAAAGAUACUGAAAAAGUGGUGGCUAAUUAGCUUCUGACACAUUCAAGCACUACUGGACUUUUGGAGACUCUUAAGUCAGGUUAUAGUUCUCACCUCAGUACAUAGACAGCUCUACUUAAAGUCAUGAGUGGCCAGAUGAUACUAGGAAAUCUACAACAGUGAUUUUUUGGAGGGGUGGUGGGUUUAUUCCUAUUUAACCAGGCGGUCUUUAGUGUUGCUACUAAAAACUCACAUUUAUCCUGUCAGUUUGUCCUGAGGGGUACCUCAAGGGUCAGUUCUGGGGCUACUCAUAUUUUGUAUCAUUUUCAUUGUUAUGCUGAUGAUGCGCUGCUUUACCUUUCCUUUAGCUGUAAUAGCACAGAUCACAUUUCUUCACCUACUAACUGUACUACCAACCUUAAAAACUGGAUGGCCUACAGCUCAUUACAGCUGAGCAUGAACAAGACAGAGGUUAUCAUUAUCAGUCCAGACACUGCACACACCCUCAUCACCCAAUUUCUAGAGUCUCUCUCAGUAAACAUUUUUGUCAGCUUUUAAAUCUUUUGAGUCAUUUUGGAUGAGCACAUCAGUGCAGAUAGAAAAGUCGUAUUUUUAUCAGCUCAGACUGUGUUACACUUCCUAGAAAACACCCUUUUGUUUCUUCAUGGCUAGACUUCUUUGAUUCCUCAUAUUCUUACUUUUCAUAACAAUGUUUGCGUAAAUUCCAGAGAGUCAAGAAUGCGUCAGCCAAAACAUAAAAGUGUGCAUAUCACCCCUCUGUUAGCUUUAUUCACUGGCUCCCAGUCAAUUUUAGAAGUGAUUGAUAAACCUUAAUUACUUUGGAAGCACAAUCUGGACUUGCCCCCAUGUACAUCCCUGAUCUCCUCAUGCCUUGCAGGCUCAGUCGUACACUGUGGACCAGCAACCAGACUAGCAAAGACCUUAUCCUCUUCAGAAAUGGAAAAACUCACUUAUUAAGAAUGAUUUUACUUGGUCUGAGUUUAAUCUCAGUUUUAAUCAUGUAUAAGUGCUUUUAACUGAGUUUCAACUUCUUAUAUGAACUUUCUAUCAUCUUUUCCAUCUUUUAUUGAAUUUUAACUCAUUCUUGUUGAUCUCAUGUGCCUGAUCAGAUACAAAGGUGACAGAACUUUCCUGGGGGUUUUCCUGCUGUAUUUACCUCUUUUCAUGGGCUCUAAGUACCUAUAACCUUUGAGGGUCUCUUAUUUUCUGCAGGUCUCUGCUAAUCACUGUUAAUAGAAGUGAAGUUUCACAUGCAUGAAUGUGUGUAAAAGUUUUUUUGGAACAAAAUCAACAUUUCAAACAAAGAUUGAAACAGAGGCCAGUGAUGCAAGGUUUCCCAAAAAUGACAAAUGUUUGACCGGAUCAUGUGAUAAUCUCUCUUAGGGACCUGCUGGACCCCACGGACCCGCUGGCAAGGAUGGAAGAGCUGGCUCACACGGACCCAUUGGAUCUCCUGGUGCUCGUGGACCUCCUGGAUACUCUGGACCUGCUGUAAGCAAUGCUAAACUUUGUGUUCUGAAAGUCUUGAGUCUUCAUUUUGUAACAGAGACAUUACAGCUGAUAUAAUCCCCUCUCCUGUCUACAUCAGGGUCCCGCUGGAGCUCCUGGUCUGCCUGGACCUCCUGGCCCUGCUGGUGGCGGAUAUGAUGUUUCUGGUGGAUACGAUGAGUACAGAGCCGAUCAGCCUGCUCUGAGAGCCAAGGACUACGAGGUUGAUGCCACCAUCAAGUCUCUCAACACUCAGAUCGAGAACCUGCUCACACCUGAGGGAUCCAGGAAGAACCCAUCACGCACCUGCCGCGACAUCAAGCUCGGCCACCCUGAGUGGAGCAGCGGUAAGAACACCUUGUUCGAUGACAUAUCUGUGUAUUGUAGUUUACUUGGUUUUCAGCUGAUAUAUGAGAGAUUUGAAACCCCCUGGUCACAAGUUUGACUGUUUUUCUGCCUUUCAGGAUACUACUGGAUCGACCCCAACCAGGGCUGCAUCAACGACGCCAUCAAGGUCUUCUGCAACUUUGAGACCCGUGAGACCUGCAUCUCCGCCCACCCUGGAAGCAUCGCCAAGAAGAACUGGUACAGAAGCGCAGACAACAGAAAGCACGUCUGGUUCGGAGAGACCAUCAACGGUGGAACUGAGGUGGGAGUCUAGAGAGCUCUGACACUCAAAGAAAUAAAUGGUUGCCAUACGCAUGGGUCUAGAAGAUAAAUAUCUGUCUUUCUUCUUUACAGUUUACCUACAACGACGAGACCCUCAGCCCCCAGAGCAUGGCCACCCAGCUGGCCUUCAUGCGCCUGCUGUCCAACCAGGCUAGCCAGAACAUCACCUACCACUGCAAGAACAGCGUUGCUUACAUGGAUGACGAGAGUGGCACCAUGAAGAAGUCUGUGGUGCUCCAGGGCUCCAACGAUGUGGAGCUGAGGGCUGAGGGCAACAGCCGCUUUACCUACACCGUGCUUGAGGAUGGCUGCUCUGUGAGUACCUCUUCACUCCUUUAGCUAGCUUUGUUGUCAAGCUUGUUUGCAGCUGUGCAUCAAUUCUAAAACAUGGUCUCCUUUUUCGUCCCCAACACCUGCAGACACACACUGGUGGAUGGAGCCAGACAGUGAUCAAGUACAGCACGAAUAAACCAUCUCGCCUGCCCAUCCUCGACAUUGCACCUUGGGACAUUGGUGGAGCUGAUCAGGAGUUUGGUUUGGACAUUGGCCCAGUCUGUUUCAAAUAAAUAGACUCAUGAUAAAUUAACACCGAAAAAGAGAGAAAGAACGAAAAAAAACAAAAUCUCUGCCCUUCUUUCUGUGUUGUUUUUUUAUACUGAAUGCUGAUUUCUCGCUGCACAUCCACUUGCUUAAGAUGGGCAACUAUCUGAGAGGACUGAAAGGACUGAACGGAGCGUUUGUGCAAUGCAAAUUAAUACAGCAACCCAAAGGGACGCGGGAAAACACCUUGUUGUGGGACAUCAUGUCAUCCUUUUGUAAAAAAUAAAAGAAGUGUAAUAAAAACGCUGAGAGUAUGCAUCACGUUUGUGGUCUUUGUAUAUCUUCCACAGAGGAGGUUUAAAACCACAAUUUCCAUGAAAAAAAGGUUUAAACUACCUCAUGCUUGUACCUAAAGAAAAUACUAUUGACACAACCUUGGUCCGCAACAGAGAUGCUUCAAGCUUUGUCCCGUAUCGAAAGGUGCUCAGUAACUUGAAGCAGAGAUCUAUGGUGCUAAUAUGCAGCUGUGGAGCAAACCACUUUUUACUGUAUUACUUUGUAUUGACCUUUGAGGAGUCUUGCUUUGGUCCCCUGAUGCUUCCCCACUUUAAGCAGGUGGAAUGUUCCUAAACCUGAUGUCUGGUUUGUUAUUUGUUUUAUUUUAUUUGAUUUGGUUUGUUUUUUGUUUUGUCUAGAAGGUUUUUUUUCCCCCUUUGUUUUGUUUUUUUUUUUUUUUUGUUCAGGCUUUUUUACUCUUCAAAUCCCCCCCACAGCGAGUGUUCAUACUGACAGCAAUUAUUUCAUCCAAUUCUGAAUGGUUUCUACGGCGGCCUCUCUCUUUCUCUCAAAAAAUGACACCACAAAGUCUAUUGUACCUAUUUUGUAUAUGUGAGAUGUUUAAAUAAAUUGUGAAAAGUUCUGAAAUAAAGCAUGUCCAAUGUCCUAAAACACACUACUCAGUGACUUACGUGCUUUCAUGUAUUGACGACACCAUUGAAGCUGUGUCACUGUAUUUUGGUUCUCAUUUGGCUGACAUCAUCUCAGACUUGAACAUCUUCCUUUUGUGGAAGCACAGCCAGAUCCUCAUUUACCAUUCCCCUUUUUUCUUGCUUUCCACAGUACAUCAGAUUUUAAUGUACAGUAAAAUUCCUGUUGACACUGUCCAUGCCAAUGUGUGAUUACUAACUUGCAUUGUGUCUUGUAAAUAUGCAUCCUCUGAUGUUGCCUUUUCUUUGCCUAAUACAGCUUUUGCAUCCAAAUAAAUUUCUGUGUUUGGAUCAAGGCUUGAAUCGCAGUGAUACAUCCACACCAAUGUCAGGUUUUAGACUCAACCCGGCAUUCUUGUUACACAGAUUUGUCAGAGGCCAACAAUCAGUGUGAGUCUAGUGUGUUUAGGGAAUUGGGAUAUGCUCAAUUUCUGAAAAUAAUGUAUUCCAACUUAAGUCUUACAAAUGUAGACGUUUUGAAGCCUUCAAGGGUCACUUGCAGUUUUUCUGCAACCACAAGAGGGCGGUAUGGAUCUGUUUUUAAUAGAAUAUAUUCAACCCUGGGUGGUCAAAUAGUCAGAAAGCUCUUCAAAAAUAGAAACCUGAGUGCAAGACAGUAUCUGAGACCAACCAGCUUACAGUAUUCUCAUGGAAAAGCAACAAUCUGGACUGUUUACAUUACAUACACUGUACACAAAUGGCACCACUUCACUGACAUUUCCACUGAUGUUGAAGGUGUAUCAGAUGCUUCUAGUGGUGUUAGGAAUUCAGGCACGUUUAAGAGUUUUUAAUGGUGCAAGAGAGAGAGAGACUGAUAUUAGUAGAAAGAAACAUCAGCAGUAACACAGGCUAUUCCUACAUUGUAAUAUCUAAUGGGUGAUCUGCUGCCCUGAGAAAGAGUGAAACCAGGCAUGGAACAGCACUAUCCAGAAGCUGACUUUUCCUUCUUUUACAUUACCCAUUGCAAUCCAAGGGAUACAACUGACUGACAAGUUAAAUUAAUUUAAAAAAAGAAGGGUUUUUGAAUCAAUUUAUUUAUUUAUUUAUUUUCUGAAAAUACUUCCCACAUUCUGUAUGUACAAGUUCACUUUUCCUACAGGUGGCGCCAGAAUCAACAACAAAAUUUCCUUACAGGGAAAAAGUCAAAUAUCAUCACUUCAUAUUUCAUGCUACAUGGUAACCUCUCACUGCAUUACACUGUCAAACAUUUUCCUUUUAAUAACAUAUUUCUGGAGCUAAAGUUACCAGAGUUGUGGUUUGAAAUUGAAAGCUCCUGUGCAUAAUGUUUUUACUUCUUUGAAAUACAGUAAAUUUCACAUUGAUGCUUAUUUACGAUAUACAAAAGCUAACAAAGACCAGCAGCAACAUGAUUGAUGAUUGUUAAAGUGUAAUAUUUAAUGCCCAAAAACUGGUGUGAAGGGGUAGGUGUCAGCCAAGCAGCUGAAAAAAGGCCUAGUUUUACAUUUUCCACAUAAAAUAUUAUUAAUAAAUGAUAAAUUUGACUAUCAGCAGUCAGCAGGGUUAAGAUUUUGUCAGAAAUACUUGAGCACGUAGAAGACAAAAUAAAUAGAGGCUGCUUUGUCAACAGGAUGUGCCAGAAGUGAUGCAAACCAACAUUUCCUCACUAGAGCCUUUAAGAUUGAACUUUUUUUUUUUUUACAAUCUCAACUUAAAUGUUUGUUUAAAUGUUUGUUUGUUUUUAAGUCCAUCUUGAUAAUCUGCGACAGUUAAACCAUGUAAGCCAAAAACUGAGGCAAUCUAUCAAAACUGCAGAUUGAAUU